Molecule: messenger RNA, 1288 nt
Organism: Colletotrichum scovillei
Lineage: Eukaryota; Fungi; Ascomycota; Sordariomycetes; Glomerellales; Glomerellaceae
Exons: 4
Coding region: 399-956 (185 amino acids)
Source: RefSeq, a predicted model, not a curated record
CUUAUGCCAAGGCCAACGCGUGACUGCCAUGCUGUGCUGUGCUAUGCUGUGCUGAGACGAGACCUGGAGACCAGACCUGGAGACGAGACCCUUCCCUGAGGCCUGCGGUGGGCGUCUAUCUGCACCGUCUAUUUCCAUCCUCUCUGAGAAAUGGGAACCACCCCCCCCGGCCCUUGGCCCUUUUUGCCCACCUCAUCGUCGGUGGCCUCUUUUUGACUUUCUUGCUUCUUACAUAGACCUGCCCUGACCCCGUCGUCGUCCCAACUACAUCUCUCCAGCAUCCAUCGUCGCCGAGUAUCGUAGCUCCAUCGCCGCAAUCGCUUACACACGUACAUACAUAGUACAUACACGACUACACCAGCUCUUACACACACGUCCUCCCUCGAAAAUCAGCCAUCAUGCCUGGAGUUCCCAUCGACGCCCUGGACAACCUCAAGUCCAAGUUCAAGGCCAUCUUCAAGAAGAAGGACGAGAAGAAGGCCGAGGCAAAGCCCGCCGAGGCCAAGCCUGCCGCGACCACCACCACGCCCGCUGCCACCGAGCCCACCAAGACUGAAGCUGCUCCCGCUGCUGCCCCGGCCACUGAGCCCGCUGCUGCUCCUGCUCCUGCUCCUGCUGCCGCUGCUGAGCCGGCCAAGGCCCCCGAGCCUGAGGCUAAGAAGGAGGAUGCUGCUCCUGCUACUACCGAGCCCGCCAAGGCUCCCGAGGCUGCUCCCGCUGCGCCUGCAGCCCCUGCCGUAGCCGCCGAGGCCCCCAAGGCCCCUGAGCCCGCCACCGCGCCCGCUCCCGCUGCUGCCCCUGCUGCCCCGGCCGCCACCGAGCCCGCGAAGACGGAGGAGACUCCCGCACCCACCGCCCCGGCCGCCGCGCCCGCUGCCGCCCCUGCUCCGGCCGCCGCUGCCCCCACCGAGGCUGCCAAGCCCGAGGAGAAGAAGGAGGCCGCUGCCACCGCCUAGAUUGCGCCGUUGGAUUUCGGCCCCAAUGACUGGAUUCGGAUUUACAAUGUCAUCUGGUUGAAGAAGGACUAGACUCGACCAGAGGUCAAGGAAUUUGGGUUGGCAGAGCAGUGAGAGAGCGAUCGAUGCAAGCGAUUCAACCCCGUAGCGUCAUCUCUCGAACCGCUAUCCUUCACGAUGACGACGAAACCACUCCAGUCACAGGAGGAGAUAAGCGGCACAUACAUGCAAUUGGGGGUUGAGAUGGUUUUCUUGCUUUCAGACCAUUGGUCUGCUCAUGUUCAUUUGCUUAAUUGUCGGAUACCCAUUAGUCGAGAAGUUGAAUCGAGCGU